Engraulis encrasicolus (European anchovy) is the source of this 1348-nucleotide messenger RNA. Its product is annotated as zona pellucida sperm-binding protein 4-like. Gene Ontology annotation, biological process: binding of sperm to zona pellucida; prevention of polyspermy. The coding region runs from base 163 to 1311 and encodes 382 amino acids. Gene Ontology annotation, cellular component: egg coat. The record is from RefSeq and is a predicted model, not a curated record. The transcript is spliced from 10 exons. NCBI's taxonomy places the organism in Eukaryota, Metazoa, Chordata, Actinopteri, Clupeiformes, Engraulidae. Gene Ontology annotation, molecular function: acrosin binding; structural constituent of egg coat.
AUGAUGAUGAUAUAUGUUUCAUUCUGCUUGAAUUAGUGGCAAAAGUUUAGUGUAUUUUUCUGCUUUCGUGGAGCACCUUGUUUAAGUAAGAACAUCGGCCUACUUGGAAUGAUCUCCAGCAUGAGAGAGAAAUAAUGGGCUUUCCAACAACAUGGUUAAGUGAUGGCUGAGUUAACCUGCAUGAAGCGUGGCAUCUCAUCAUCUCACGGGCCAGUCAUGAGCAAACCACUUCGAUUUGAACUUUUCAUUCUCAUUUUUGUUGCUCUACAUGACAAAGACCAAUUUUCAGAGGGGUUAGGUACAAAGGACCUUAAUCAAAAUGGAGAAAUUGCUGAAGUCAACUUGGGCCUACCGGCGGGCCUCCUAAGUAGCAUUCAACCGAUGUUGCUAAGUGAGCAACAGAGUGUAGGUUACUGUGACAAAGAGGGCUUUCACAUCGUCAUCCAAAGAAACGCCACAGUUCCUUUACUGGAAUUGGAUAAAGUUCAUGUGGCCUACAACAGAAGUGCUGCUUGCAAGCCCACGUUCAGAAGCAAGCAGUCAGUGGUCUUUCAAUUCCCAAUCACAGGCUGCGGUGCAAAGUUCAAGUUUUUUGGUGGAUACAUUUCCUACUGGGUAAACAUAGUUGGAGGAAUUCAAGUCUAUCAUCUGGAACAUGGGUCGAUAUUUCGGGAUCCCCCGUUCAUAUUCACUCUACAGUGCACCUACAUCCUCCAUGGUACAACCACAUUAAAGACAGCAGUCCAGAAACCCAUUGUUCAGCCCCCAACUAUGAGAAAUGAGGGGCUGCUUCGCGUAGGAAUGAGAUUUGCCAAAGAUGCGUCAUACAACUUAUUUCACAAGAAAAGCGAUUCGACAAAGUACAUGCUGGGAGAUCCUGUUUUUGUAGACGUGUUUCUCCUCAAGCUGGAUGAUGAGGCCCUCGUGCUCUGCUUGAGGGACUGUUGGGCAACCCCGACUAGUGACUCCCAACACCACAGUCGAUGGAAUCUACUCAGUGAUGGGUGUCCCUCUGAUGAGGACAGCUACAACACUGAGGUCCUGCAAGUGACACGUGGGGAGGCAGUGAAGUAUCCACAGCAUCACAAGUGGUUCAUGUUCAGAAUGUUCUCUUUCGGAAAAUCCAAUGAGUUUCAAAGCAAAGUGUUCAUACACUGUAAUGCUGAGGUCUGCAAAGGAACUAAAUGCUGUGUACCCAACUGCAGCCUGGCACCAGCACACCAAAAGACCAAGGGAGAAGAAUAUGGACUGAAUAUGGACUUUCACGAUAGGCCCACUACUAUUUCUGAAGGCCCCCUUCUAUUGGGAUAGCCUGAAGUGCUGCAAUAAUAAAAUUAUGAAAUAUUUA